This is a messenger RNA of Mus pahari (shrew mouse), 3000 nucleotides long. It is a transcript of the gene Cox15, whose product is annotated as cytochrome c oxidase assembly protein COX15 homolog. Bases 60 to 1301 code for a protein of 413 amino acids. Lineage: Eukaryota; Metazoa; Chordata; Mammalia; Rodentia; Muridae. Gene Ontology annotation, cellular component: mitochondrial inner membrane. Gene Ontology annotation, molecular function: oxidoreductase activity, acting on NAD(P)H, heme protein as acceptor. The transcript has 9 exons. The record is from RefSeq and is a predicted model, not a curated record. Gene Ontology annotation, biological process: heme A biosynthetic process.
AGCGGAACAGCGGACCGCGGCUGGCUGCGGCGCUCCGGGAUUGGCGCUGGACCGUCAGUAUGCUACGCUUGCUCCUUCCGUCCCUGAGGGCCUUGACGGGGAGCCGCAAUGUCGGGCUCCUGGUCCCUAGGGUGGCGUCCAGAACACAGUGUGGCGGCAGCUAUGGCAGCGGGCGUUCUCUGAGGCCAGGGCAGUACAGCACCAUCACUGAAGUGGCUUUGCAAUCCGGAAAAGGGACAGUGUCCCUUCCUUCGAGGGCAGCUGAGCGGGCGGUGGGCCGAUGGCUUCUGGUGUGCAGUGGGACAGUGGCUGGAGCGGUUAUUCUGGGAGGAGUGACCAGGUUGACAGAGUCUGGCCUCUCAAUGGUAGACUGGCAUCUGAUAAAGGAGAUGAAGCCACCCACAAGCCAGGAAGAGUGGGAAGCAGAGUUCCAAAAGUACCAGCAAUUUCCAGAAUUUAAAAUCCUGAACCAUGACAUGACGCUGGCGGAAUUCAAGUUUAUCUGGUACAUGGAAUACUCACACCGGAUGUGGGGUCGAGCUGUAGGCCUUGCAUACAUCCUGCCUGCUGCCUACUUUUGGAGAAAGGGUUGGCUCAACCGUGGCAUGAAAGGACGUGUUCUCGCCCUCUGUGGCUUAGUCUGUUUCCAGGGUCUAUUGGGUUGGUAUAUGGUGAAAAGUGGAUUAGAAGAAAAACCAGAGUCCUAUGACAUCCCUCGGGUCAGUCAGUACCGCCUCGCAGCCCACCUGGGGUCAGCACUGGUACUCUACUGUGCCAGUCUUUGGACCUCCCUGACCCUGCUACUGCCUCAGCACAAGUUACCAGAAACUCGGCAGCUCCUGUGGUUGAGGCGCUUUGCUGGCGGCACAGCAGGCCUGGUGUUCCUCACUGCUCUCUCAGGGGCUUUUGUGGCAGGGCUGGAUGCUGGCCUUGUUUACAACUCCUUCCCCAAAAUGGGAGAAUCUUGGAUCCCAGAGGAUCUCCUGACCUUCUCCCCUGUCCUGAAGAAUGUUUUUGAGAAUCCUACCAUGGUUCAGUUUGAUCACCGGCUUCUGGGAGUCACGUCCGUCACUGCCAUUACAGUGCUCUAUUUCCUGUCCCGGAGAAUCCCCCUCCCUCGAAGAACCAAGAUGGCAGCGGUGACUCUGCUAGCGUUGGCAUAUGCACAGGUGGCCCUGGGCAUUAGCACUCUGCUUCUGUAUGUCCCAACUCCACUGGCUGCCACACACCAGUCAGGUUCCUUGGCUCUGCUCAGUGGUGCCCUUUGGCUCAUGAAUGAACUCCGAAGAGUCCCUAAAUAAUUCUCAGAGGAUCAUUUCCUAGGACUGGAACUGCCUUGGAAAUUCAUCGCCUAAUACAAGAACUUAGCCUUUUCUAAGACGGUGGUAUUGACAUGCCACAUGGUUUCCAAAUCGGUCAAGUCAUUCAAAACUGCUUUGAGAUGGGCACUGGAUCAAGAAUAUUACUAAGGUGUGCUUAUACCAGAGGUUUCCUUUAAAACUCUGUUGCACAAACAAGCAUCUGCCGUUUGCUGCUUCGUAAGAGGCAGGCUGACUUCUUAGAUCUUGGUUUCUAUGUGCUGCAGAAAACUGUCCACUAGUCAGGCUUCUGGUGACAGUGACAGAUUCAGGAGCACGGGCCCCUGUAGUGACUUGACCAGUUGGCUGGUGACUGAAUGUUAGUUUGUUACCAAGGUCUAGGAUUAUCAUAUUUUCUGGUUUUUAUAAGCAGCUAAUAUUUGUGAAGUGAAUAUUCUUCCAUGCAUACAUGUGUAUUUGUGUUACUAUAUGCCAUGUGUGUACAGGUGCCCAUGGAGGCCAGGAAAGGUGCUGGGUCCCUGGAGCUGGACUUAAAGGUGAUUUUAAUAUGCCUGAGACGGGUGCCAGUAACCAAACACAGGCCCUCUGGAAGAGCGGCAGGCACUUUUAACAGCUGAGCCAUCUCUCCAGCCCUGGAGUGAAUAUUAUUAAAGUUAAAUGUUGACAGUUUCAAGUUUUAAAAAAAUAUAUGGAGGCUUAACAUGUCUGACCUGAGGUUGCAUAUUUGCAGUUUCUGAGCAAGAUGAUCAGGGUUUUUUUUUUUAACUCUAAUAAUAAUUCUGUAAGUCUCAGUGUAUCCUAAAGGGUACUGUUCUUAGCUAGUCUUAGCAAAAGCAAACACACGUGUUUUACUCCUCAAGUCCCAGGCCCUGCUGGGCAGUGUUAUUGCACAAAUGAGGUUCCCUCAACCUCAGAAUUCAAGAGUCAUCCUAGACCUAUGCGAUCACAAGGCCUCUGAACAGGACUGGGCUGGUUUUAAGUUCUGCCAGCUUGUUCCCAUUCCCUCCAAAUCGCUACCGCACCUUCCAUGCCUCAUUUAACCUGUGGGGCCUGUUUGUGUGUCAGCAGGGUAGGAACUCCACUAGACAGGACCCUUCCAAGAAGAAGACUUCAGCAGGGUAGGAACUCCGCUAGACAGGAUCCUUCCAAGAAGGAGCACAGGGCAGGAGACUCCAGCCAGAGACCACAUGGAACCGGUUUAUAGUCACCCCAAGCACAUGGCAACCUGAGUCAGCUCAAGUCUCAGAUAUUUGCUGCAGGUUUUUGUUUGUUUGUUUUUGUACUAAGUUAAGCAUGCUCAGAACAGAUCCGGUGUUUAGCUGUUUAACUGCUUUACGGUUUCUGUGUGAUCCUGGGGAACAGAGAUCAUCUUAUUUUUGUAUCUGUAUAAUUCACUGCCAACAUACAAACACACACACACACACACACACACACACACACCAAAUACUAAUUGAAGAAAGAAUGGAUUGGUGGAAAAUAUACAACUGUUAGUGGAAAAUAUAUAAUUAUUGAUUUAUGCCCCAAAUGUCUAUUUCAGAAAAAUCCAUUGCACACUUAAAGGAUUAAAUAAUUUCCUUUAAUGUUUUCAACAGUCUGUCCACAAUUCUGUCAAUUGUUUUUAAAUUAUAAAGGUAAUUAAAACAUGUAUUUUCAGUCAGCUAACCCAGGAUUUUUCUUUUCU